AUGACCAACACCAGCCACUGGCGAGCCUCUGCGACUGUCGACGCCACUCCUGUGCUCAGCUUUGUCGACGGCACGUCGCGAUUCCAGCAAUCCUUCAACCCGGCUUGGGUGGCGCCAUCGGCCUCCACACGCUGGACGUCCGGCCUCCUCGUGCGCAGCCAAAACUGCUCUGCGGUCGCUGGCGGUCGGUGCGUGGCGUGCGCUGGCAGCGGGCCGCGAAACGCGUCGGCCCUCUCAUUUUCCGCGCUCCUUAGCGACGACAACCACACCAGCAGCGCGCCCGUCUUCGCCAAGCUUUCGGACGUCGUGUUUGCGCCGCACGAUGCAGCGGACGAACGAGGUACGGAGGAUCCCAGGCUGGCCUACGACGAUCGCACUGGGAUGUACUAUAUGUUCUACACGGCCUGGUCGGCAUCGAGCUGGACGCGGCAUGGCACGGUCUUUGAGGGUCCGCACAAGAGCGCGGCGCUGCUGAUCCGCGCCGCGCCGCCGCACUACUUGUUUUACGGCGCGGGGGAGAUCCGCGUCUCCCGCUCGAGCGACCUGCUUCGCUGGCAGCCCGGCGAGCCGUUUCUCCGCGGGACCGCGUGGGGCAACGCGAACGUCGAGGCUGGCCCGCCGCCGCUGCGGCUCGCGGACGGCAACUACGUCUUCUUCUUCAACUCGUGGAAGGCAGCGGGUAGCGCCUACCAGCCGGCGUGGGCCGUCCUCGACGGCGACGACCCGACACGCGUGCUCGCCAGCGCGGCGUCACCUCUCUGGUCGCCGGCUUCGCUGCCUUGGAUGGCGGGAGCCAAGCCGUACACGUGCAACAUGCCGCAGGUCGCUUUUGUCGAGGCGGCGCACGCAAUCGGCCACGAUCGGUUCAGGCUGUACUUUGGCGGGGCGGACGCGGUCGUCGGGAGCGCCGUGUACAUGACGGGGUAG
This is a messenger RNA of Emiliania huxleyi CCMP1516, 927 nucleotides long. RefSeq lists its product as hypothetical. The transcript is spliced from 3 exons. The record is from RefSeq and is a predicted model, not a curated record. NCBI's taxonomy places the organism in Eukaryota, Haptophyta, Isochrysidales, Noelaerhabdaceae. Bases 1 to 927 code for a protein of 308 amino acids.